Molecule: messenger RNA, 3194 nt
Organism: Polyodon spathula (Mississippi paddlefish)
Lineage: Eukaryota; Metazoa; Chordata; Actinopteri; Acipenseriformes; Polyodontidae
Product: cell division cycle 5-like protein
Exons: 16
Coding region: 130-2541 (803 amino acids)
Biological process (GO): regulation of transcription by RNA polymerase II; mRNA splicing, via spliceosome
Cellular component (GO): spliceosomal complex; Prp19 complex
Molecular function (GO): RNA polymerase II transcription regulatory region sequence-specific DNA binding; DNA-binding transcription factor activity, RNA polymerase II-specific
Source: RefSeq, a predicted model, not a curated record
GUCAAGGAACCAUAUUGAAAGCAGUGUUGGUCGAAAAUCAACAGUGUGUGGAAAAUCUUGUUAAAUUGCUCUUAAACGUGGUUAUUUUAAUUUCCUGACGUCGUAGAGUAACUGUAAUCAAUCUCCAAGAUGCCGCGGAUUAUGAUAAAAGGGGGUGUUUGGCGAAAUACUGAGGAUGAAAUCCUUAAAGCAGCUGUCAUGAAAUAUGGCAAAAACCAGUGGUCCCGUAUCGCUUCCCUGUUACACAGAAAAUCUGCCAAGCAGUGCAAAGCUAGAUGGUAUGAGUGGCUUGACCCAAGCAUUAAGAAGACAGAGUGGUCACGUGAGGAGGAGGAGAAGCUGCUUCAUUUGGCUAAGCUGAUGCCAACUCAGUGGAGGACAAUUGCUCCCAUCAUUGGAAGAACAGCAGCUCAGUGUCUGGAGCACUAUGAGUUCCUGCUAGACAAAGCUGCACAGAGAGACAAUGAGGAGGAUACUGCAGACGACCCUCGUAAACUCAAACCAGGCGAGAUUGAUCCCAACCCAGAGACGAAGCCAGCCAGGCCCGAUCCUGUUGAUAUGGAUGAAGAUGAACUUGAGAUGCUUUCUGAGGCAAGAGCUCGUCUGGCUAACACUCAAGGUAAAAAGGCUAAAAGAAAAGCAAGAGAGAAGCAACUGGAGGAAGCCAGACGACUUGCAGCGCUUCAGAAGAGAAGGGAGUUGAGGGCAGCUGGCAUUGAGAUACAAAAGAAAAGGAAGAAGAAAAGGGGUGUGGAUUACAAUGCUGAAAUCCCCUUUGAAAAGAAGCCAGCUCAAGGUUUUUAUGACACUUCAAUGGAAAAUUACCAAGCCUUGGAGCCAGACUUUAAAAGGCUGCGCCAACAGCACCUUGAUGGAGACUUGAGAUUUGAAAAAGAGGAGAGAGACCGCAAGAAAGAUAAACAGAAGAUAAAGAAGAAGAAGGAAUCGGAUCUCCCUUCUGCUAUUUUGCAGACUAGUGGAGUGUCAGAGUUUACAAAGAAGAGGAGCAAAUUAGUUCUCCCCGCUCCACAGAUCUCCGACUCUGAACUGGAGGAAGUUGUAAAACUUGGACAGGCCAGUGAGCUGGCUCGUCAGACGGCUGAAGAGUCUGGAAUUACCAAUUCUGCUUCCAGUGCGUUGCUCUCUGAAUAUAAUGUGACCAACAAUGCAAUGGCACUGCGCACUCCGAAAACACCAGCUGCUCAGGACAGGAUUCUCCAGGAAGCUCAGAACCUGAUGGCCCUGACGAAUGUGGAUACACCUCUGAAAGGUGGUUUGAACACCCCCCUUCAUGAGAGUGACUUUUCAGGAGUGACACCCCAGAGACAAGUUGUCCAGACACCUAAUACAGUGCUUGCCACGCCAUUCAGAACGCCUACUAAUGGAACAGAUGGGUUGACCCCACGUGGUGCGCUCACACCUAAACCAACUGUUGGCAUAACUCCUGGAAGAACCCCUUUACGUGACAAGCUCAACAUUAAUGCUGAAGAGGGAAUGGUUGAUUAUAAUGGUCCAUCCUAUUCUAAGCACAUGGAAAGAGAGUCACGUGAACAACUGAGAAUGGGCUUGAUGGGUUUACCAGCACCAAAAAACGACUUUGAGAUUGUUCUGCCGGAGAAUGCUGAAAAAGAACUGGAAGAACAUGAAACAGACGAGAGCUUUGUGGAAGACGCAGCAGAAAUUGACAUGAGGAAACAGGCAGUCAGAGAUGCAGAACGUGAAAAGGAAUUAAAGCAAAGACAUGCGGCUGUACAGAGGAAUUUUCCAAGACCAUCAGAAGUAAAUGAGACCAUCCUAAGACCUUUGAAUGUGGAACCACCUUUAACAGAUAUUCAAAAGGCAGAAGAAAUGAUAAAGAAAGAAAUGAUCACCAUGAUUCACUUUGACUGCUUGCAUCACCCCUGCACAGAUGCCUUGGGUAAAAAAGCAAAAGGACUGGGGUCUGGAUCGAACAAUGCAGAUCAUGUAUUAUACCUGGAACAUAACCUGUAUGAAAAAAUGCAGGAAGAUGAUCUGAAAAAGGCUGAUGAGCUUUUGGCACAGGAGAUGGAGGUGGUGAAGCAUGGCAUGGGGCAUGGAGAUCUCUCAAUUGAUGCUUACAACCAGGUGUGGGAGGAGUGCUACAGCCAGGUGUUGUACCUUCCUGGUCAAGGGCGAUACACACGAGCCAACCUGUCCAGCAAAAAGGACAGAAUCGAAUCUCUGGAGAAGAAACUGGAGAUCAACAGGGGACACAUGACGAUGGAGGCAAAGAGGGCGGCGAAGAUGGAGAAGAAAAUGAAGAUCUUGCUGGGUGGUUAUCAGUCGAGAGCAAUGGGGCUUAUAAAACAGAUGAACGACCUGUGGGAUCAGAUCGAACAGGCUAACUUGGAACUGCACACAUUCGAGGAGCUGAAGAAACACGAAGACAUUGCCAUCCCGAGGAGACAAGAGGCACUAAGAGAGGAUGUCCAGAGGCAGCAGGAGAGAGAGAAGGAACUGCAGCAAAGAUAUGCUAAUCUUCUUCUGGAAAAAGAGACUUUAACAUCUUCCAAGUUUUAAAGCAAACACCUAUUGUGAGGUCUAAUGGUGCAUGCAUCCAAAGCCCAAGAGUUUAUUACUGUUUUUUUUUUUUUCUACAGGCUGCAAAACUUAACUUUUCAGUUGUCAUUUUCUACAGUUGUGUGUUUGGAAAUCGAUGUAGUUUUAUUUCACAGGCUUGUUGCAACAUUCCUCAAUUUUGCCAUAGACAAGUAUGUAUCAUAUUGUUGGGCAUUGCAAGACUUAUGUUUAUGGAACAAGAGACAUACAUAGAAUGAAUACAUGUGAUCUCAUUUAAAUGUUAAAAUCCUAUGCCAUUUAUAAUAAAAUGUGGUAAUUAUAUUAUUAAUGUGCAAAUUACAGUACUGUUUAAGGUUGCAUUCAUUUUGAAACCGACAGUGCCACUUCAUUCCAUGUGUUUGCGAAUGAAAGCUGGAUUGGAAGAAGCAUGUUAAGUCACCAGUUCACCACACAGUAUUCAUCCAAGGGUAAGCAGGUGAUCAUAAAACAUGCACUAAGCACUGCUUUAAAAUAACCUUGAUACUGUUAUUUUAAAUAAAUGGGCUAAUUGUCCAAUCUUGAAAUAUUAUUCUUCAAACUUUUUUAGAAGAGUUUGUAUUUGAAUUUGGCUUAUUUUAGGUUUUUUAGACUUCUGUAGAUUUGACUGGUCUAUU